AUGGAAAAUUCAGUUGAACAACGAAUUUGUUUGAAAUUUUGUGUUUUGAACGAAAUUUCAUGUGUUGAAGCAUUGAAAAUCGUGCAGAAAGCUUACGGGGACUCUUCUAUGUCUCGAACACAGGCAUACGAGUGGUAUAAAUCAUUCAAAGAGGGUCGUGGAGUAAUCGAAGAUUUGCCAUCAACAUCAAAUACUGAAGAAAACGUGCCAAAAAUCAAGAAAAUUGUGCUAGAAGAUCGUCGUAUGACUGAAAGGGAGAUUGCUCGUGACUUAAAUAUCUCAUAUGGAUCCGUUCAUCACAUUCUACGUAAUAUAUUGGGGAUGACACGCGUUGCAGCUCGACUUGUACCGAAACACCUUGAUUUUUUGCAAAAAGAAUAUGAUUUUUGA
Molecule: messenger RNA, 390 nt
Organism: Teleopsis dalmanni
Lineage: Eukaryota; Metazoa; Arthropoda; Insecta; Diptera; Diopsidae
Product: protein GVQW3-like
Exons: 1
Coding region: 1-390 (129 amino acids)
Source: RefSeq, a predicted model, not a curated record